CGAAAAUAUUUAUAUUCCACAUAUCACCACUGCCGUGUGGUCCAAUCAAAAUGCUUAAGUUUACCGUGCUAGUUUUGUGUUUGGCCUUGGUGACAGAUGCCGCGCUCGUACGCGUACCGUUGAAUAAGCCCAACAAACGGCGCUCGAUUAAAAACUACAGCACGAACCUCGCCGUGCUGCGCAGCAAAUACAACUCGAAUUUCGUCGCUACCUCCGAGCAAUUGAGCAACUAUCUGGACGAUCAAUAUUAUGGACCCAUCACCAUUGGUACACCACCACAAAAUUUCAACGUGCUUUUCGAUACAGGUUCAUCAAACUUAUGGGUACCUGGAGCACCGUGCGCUUCCACCGAUGAGGCCUGCUUAACACACAAUACCUACGACUCCAGUGCAUCGAGCACAUACCAGGCGAAUGGCCAGAGUUUCGCUAUAGCAUACGGUAGCGGUAGCCUGACGGGUUACUUAGCCGUGGAUACAGUCACGUUUAAUGGUCUAAGCAUUGCACAGCAGACAUUUGCUGUAGCUACCUCUGAGCCAGGCACUACGUUUCUUUACUCCGAAUUCGAUGGUAUUCUGGGCAUGGGUUAUCAACAGAUUGCGGUCGAUAAUGUAGUGCCACCAUUCUACAACCUGUACACGCAAGGCUUAAUCGAUUCGCCCGUCUUUGCAUUCUAUUUGACUAGUAAUGGCACUUCCACUCAAGGUGGUGAACUUACACUUGGCGGCGUUGAUACUAAUCAUUAUGUUGGUGAACUCACUUAUGUGCCGGUGGUAAGCGAAGGUUACUGGCAAUUCAAUAUGGAUUCGGUCAUCAUUAAUGAUGAGGACAUAUGCUCUGAGUGCUCAGCCAUUGCCGAUACGGGCACCAGUUUGUUGGCUGUACCGACCGACAUUUACGAAAAUGUACAGAAUGCUAUUGGCGCUCAACUCAGCAGUGAUGAAGCAUAUUAUGUGGAUUGUUCGGUAGUGAGCAGUUUGCCAACUAUUUCGUUUGGUAUUGGCGGCACAACCUUUAGCCUUAGCGGUUCCGAUUACAUUGUAGAGUCGGAUGAUGAGAAUGGUGGUGUCGUGUGUAUGUCCGCUUUCGAAGAUGCUGGCACGAACUUUUGGAUUCUUGGCGACGUCUUCAUUAGCAAGUAUUACACGGUCUUUGAUAUGGGUAAUAAUCAAGUGGGUUUUGCUCCAGCAGCCAGUGAAGCAUUGACUGAUGACCCGAGCUCAACUUGCAGUUGCGCGUGUGAGUGAAAAUUAUCGAUAUAAUGGAAGAGUUAUUAACGAAACCAAUUUAACGCUUAUUCUUUUACUUUUGUUUAAUAAAAUAUUAUAAAAAUAGCGAUCACUGCAAAAAUAUAUACGAUCCACAACUUG
Bactrocera tryoni is the source of this 1367-nucleotide messenger RNA. RefSeq names its product lysosomal aspartic protease-like. Lineage: Eukaryota; Metazoa; Arthropoda; Insecta; Diptera; Tephritidae. Gene Ontology annotation, biological process: proteolysis; cell death. Gene Ontology annotation, cellular component: lysosome. Gene Ontology annotation, molecular function: aspartic-type endopeptidase activity. The record is from RefSeq and is a predicted model, not a curated record. Bases 51 to 1244 code for a protein of 397 amino acids. The transcript has a single exon.